CCCCCAACCGCGCGACCUUGCCGCCCAACCGGAAGCACGUGGCCCCCUCCGGCGCGGUUGCCGGGGAGACGCCGGCUGUUUACCAGCGGGACGCGGCCAGGCGACCGUGGCGGAUGGACCAGCGGCGAGGGGUCUUGAGAAGCAAUGGCCACGGAAGCCCCGGUGAACAUAACUCCCCCUGAACGCAACGCUGUUGGCCGCACAGCAGCUGACAGCUUCAUCUGGCAGCCAGACUCCAUAAACAUGCACCUCACCAGGCCCAAAUCCGCCAAGGGACGGACGCGGCCGAGUCGGCACAAACCGCAGGACGCGGCGCUGUGCUCUCACCGCGCGCCGGCUUCUCUGCCUCCGGCCAUUCGCUGUGAGUCGCCAAGCAGCCAGAAGCCAGGAGCCUGUGCACCCAGAUCUCCAAACCCGGGAGCUCCCGAUGAGAUCCCUGAGCUGCUGCAACAGGUGCCCCUGGGGGCUUCCUCUUCCCUCAAUAAAUACCCAGUCCUUCCUUCCAUCCACAGGAAGACGCUGGAGGAGGGGGCCGUGGAGACUGUCGCUCGAAAGGCCAGCUCCCUGCAGCUGAGCAACACCCAGGCUCUGUACCGAGAGGAGGAGACCGGCACUGUGAAGACAAGUGAAGAAGGUCCCAGAGCUCCAUCUUGUUCCCCAGAGAGGAAAGCCAUUGGCCGAGCCAGGAGACAGGCCUCCUCCAGGGCUGGAGACCUGAAGGAGCCAUCAGAAGGGGAGCCACGGCUGCUGCUUGCGGUCAGGUCGCCGUCGGGCCGAAGGUUCGUUCGCUAUUUCCGGCCAACUGAUGACUUAUCCAGCGUUGUGGCCGUGGCUGAGCAUGAGGACCAGGCUGCCUACCACCACUGCAGCAUUGAAACGAUGGAGGUGCCCCGGAGACGUUUCUCUGACCUCACCAAGUCUCUGCAGGAGUGCAGGAUCCCCCACAAGUCGGUGCUGGGCAUCUCACAGGAAGAAGGGGAGGAGUGGCCCUGAGCCCACAGCCACCCAGCUGGGGCCCUGGGGCUCUGAGUAACGGGCACGCUUGGGUGCUGUGACCUCCCAGGCAGCUCGGUUCCAAGUGCCACGUGAACCUGCUGCCGCUGUGAUCGUUGGGGCUCCCUCUCCACGGCAUCUCCUUUGGAAGCAGCGAAAUUUGUACAUGCACCCGGGGCACUGAGAAGGUUCUCCUCCAGGUCUUCAAUCCUUCCCACCCCUGGAGUGAACCGGCAGGUUGCCAGGGACGUUCCUGAAACUGCUGUGACCAGGCCUCCUCCUCCCCAGAGUUCUGGGUCCUUUCAGGAGCACCUGCCUGCCUUCCCAACGAACCCUCCCUCUCUUGAAGCCAGUGGUUUGCCUUUCUGUAUUUGAUGCAGGAUUAAACACUUCCCAGAGAGGCUUCUAGUCUGGUAAAUAACCAGGGCUCAGGAAAUGUCGAACUGGCAUUUGUAUUUCUUGCAAGCAUCUUUAAGAAACUGGCAGUUGAUGCUAUCUUAGAAGCAGCAACUGUGCUGGGAUCGGGUGGCUAGAGUUUCUUGGGGAUUACUGUUUGUGUGAUGUGGCUUCAGAGGAAAGACUUGCUGAUACAAAUCCCCCAACACAUCGGCAUUUCUGAAAUAGUCUUGGAGCUAGAAAGUAAAUUGUGUCCACAACCAUGGAUUAGCUCAGUAGCUACUUUUAAAUAGAGACUAAGUAGGUUUGCAAAUAUUGGUAACUACUCUAUGUAUGCAAAACUCUUCCCAAACAGAAAGGCCAGUGUAAUCUGAUUGCCCUUUCAGAUUUCCCUUUCUGAUUUCCCUUUUUGUCAUUCGUGGAAUCUUUUGUUUUUAAAUCAUAUAAAUCUACAAAUC
This is a messenger RNA of Acinonyx jubatus (cheetah), 1847 nucleotides long. RefSeq names its product UBX domain protein 10 (gene UBXN10). NCBI's taxonomy places the organism in Eukaryota, Metazoa, Chordata, Mammalia, Carnivora, Felidae. The transcript is spliced from 2 exons. The record is from RefSeq and is a predicted model, not a curated record. Bases 145 to 993 code for a protein of 282 amino acids. Gene Ontology annotation, molecular function: protein binding.